AUGACGGGCACAAAGACCAAGGCCACUAUUGGUGUCCUGUCGACCAUCAUAUCGUACAUGUGUAUAAACAGCAUACUGAGAGUAACCAACCCCGAAGCAUUCAUUUGGUCAGCUGAAGACAGAGAAGAGGCGAGCUGGAUCGCAACCUCCAAGUCAUGGAUCGACCGCAAGUGUUGUCGAUGGCUUGGAGUUUGCGGCGGAGCACAUGUGCAGUUCGUUACUGAAGGCGACAGAUUUGGGCACCGUCCCGUUCUCAAAAACAGACAUCGACUAGUCGAUCCAAAACCAGAUUGGGACUGGCAGCAUGCCUGGACGGAGGGAAAUGAUCGACCCGAAGAUUGGACUGAUGAUGAACGUGUCUUGAGAGAAAUUCCCGACUAUGUGAUGGAAUACGCACCCCUGGUCCAUCUGUACUCCGGAGAGCAAUUCUGGCCCUGUGAUGUUGCCGAGCAUCUCUAUCACAUCACUCCGGCAUUGAACUAUACCCCUCUGCAAUCGGAACAGAGACACCCAAAUUUGAACAAUCUAAACCAGCUGAACGAGUGGCAGAACGGUAGGUGGGUGUUUCUGACCAGCAACGACAACGUGGAGGAACGGCCAGAAUGGUUGGAGGGUGAAAAAAACAUUCCCAGUGAACCCUCGAAUCCGGAUGACUUGUUUGAAGACAACGAAGGGUGGGUCCACAAGCCCGGUCGAACAUAUGUCCAAGGGUUAAAGGAUGCCAUGGCCGAUCUGAAAGACUGGUUCGGACCUGAUGUUGAGGAUUUGGAACAGACCAAAGAUUUUCAAAUGACAUUCUCCGGCCAAUCAGAGGAGAGCAUGGCGGCACACCGCGUCCAUCAUGAAUUGAGACGCUCAACCAUUCGAGAUCACGCGCCGGGCAAGAUUCGAGGUGGCCGAAGCGACGCUCCUGCAGUAUUGGUCACCGUCAACAAGGGCCAUGGCAUCGUCGACGCCUUCUGGUUCUUCUUUUACAGCUUCAAUCUUGGGAACGUGGUCCUCAACAUUCGCUUUGGCAACCACGUGGGCGAUUGGGAGCACACCGCUAUCCGAUUCCAACACGGUAAGCCCAAAGCCGUCUUCUUCAGUGAACACAAUUUUGGCUCCGCUUACAGCUACGAUGCUGUCGAGAAACUGGGAAAACGUCCAGUCAUUUACUCCGCGUACGGCACGCAUGCCAUGUAUUCGACCCCGGGAACACACCCUUACAUUUUACCAUGGGGCAUCCUCCAUGAUGUGACUGAUCGCGGGCCUCUGUGGGACCCCGCGCUGAACUCGCACGCCUAUACGUACGACUACAAAGCGGAUAUCCUACGUUCGUCCAACCUCACCCCCUCGGCGCCGACUGAGUGGUUCCAGUUCAGAGGCCGUUGGGGUGACAAGUUCUACCCGCUCAACGACAAACGACAAUACCGCUUUGCGGGCCAAUAUCACUAUGUGAACGGACCUAAAGGACCCAAGUUCAAGGAUCUCGACCGUAAGAAGAUCUGCGCCGGACCCGAAGAGUCACCAUGUGUGAUCAAGAACUGGUUAAGUAGCGGUGACAAAAUUGGUCGUUUACACCUGACGAAUGAGAAUGGAGAAGAUGAUCUAUAUGAUCUAUGA
Messenger RNA from Rhinocladiella mackenziei CBS 650.93, 1605 nucleotides. RefSeq lists its product as uncharacterized. Bases 1 to 1605 code for a protein of 534 amino acids. The transcript has a single exon. The record is from RefSeq and is a predicted model, not a curated record. Lineage: Eukaryota; Fungi; Ascomycota; Eurotiomycetes; Chaetothyriales; Herpotrichiellaceae.